GUUUCGUUUUCGCUUCCUAUCUUUUGUACCGCUCCGUUGCGCCCCCUCACCCCCUCCCACCCUCCUUCCUCCAGGCUUGCGGCGGAGUUACAUUGUUUGUCAGCCGCCGAGGAAAACCAGCAACUGUCGAAAUCUCGAAAAGCUCAUAAGCUCUCCUCACGCUCGAUCCUUAAAAGGAUAUAUCUCUGAUACAAUCAUCUCAUCCUGUUUUUCUCCGAUAGGAUCGAAGCUUUUUUUUUUGUUUGUUCUCGCCGCGGAUCCGGUGAUUGAGGGUGCGAUUCGACGUUUAUUGAGUAUUGGGUUUAUCGAUUUGGGUGCUUUGGGUAUCGGAUUAGGAUUAAAGGUCAGUACUUUCGAUUUUUUUUUUUUCUGGGGUAGUGAUCGUUUAUGGAACGGGGUUGUGGUGGUAGUGGUGGUGGGUCGGGUGAGAGGUCACGUGUCUUGACUCAGAAGGAGAAAAGAGACGAGCUUUGCAAGGCUGUGAUGAGUUUUGAGAAGAAGAGGCCCAAAGUUGUUGUUAGCGAGUCCGAGUCGAGUGAAGAGUUUAUGAAGCCUCCAGCGAGGAGCGUUAAAACCUCGAAAGAGAAGUUUGCUCGGAAGAAGGAUGGUCGAAAUGGGUUUGUGAGGAGGAACAAGGAGUCGUCAGGGAUGAAGAAGUUGGAUGUGUUUGAGUUUGACGAGUACGAUGGGUUUGAUAGCGCGAAUCUGAUGAGGAAGCGUUUUGAUAAUGGCACUGUUGGUGUUAGCGGGAGAGUCUCUUUUCCACCGAGAAGGUUUGAUAAUGGUGUUGUGGGAGGAGGGUCUGGAUCGGGCAGGGAGGGUUUGUUUGUUAGGAGGAAGAAACCGUACUUAAAUGGCGCUUGUAGUGGGAGUUUAGAGGAGAAGUUGAGUAGUGAAUCUGAUUCAGAUGAGGCGAUAAGGGUGCAGGGUAGAAACGGUGUUCUGAAGGUGAAGGUGAACAAUAAAACAAGCACUCUUCCUGCUCCAAUCCAACACCAUGAAGCAGAGAGACCACCUUCCUCUUCUAGGAAGGCACAAAAGCGUGAGGAUGUUAAAGCAAAACCAUCUUUUAGGAAACCAGAUAAUAUGGAGAAUUAUUCAGAGUCAGAAGAGAGCGACGUGGAGAGGAAAGCGAAAAGAAGGAAACCAGUUUGCGGGAAAUCUAAGAAGGAAACCGAUGAAUCGUUGAAACCUGCAGCGAGAGAAGAGAGAAGGGGAAUGCGUAAUGGUGGAACAGAGAAGCAAAGAUUACGUGAGAAAAUUAAGGGAAUGCUUACCGAUGCAGGAUGGACGAUAGACUACAGACCUAGGAGGAACCAAACUUACCUGGAUACUGUCUAUGUGAACCCCUCGGGGAUAGCAUUUUGGUCAAUAAUUAAAGCAUACGAUGCUUUUCGGCAGCAGUUAAAGGAAGAAGACAUCGAUGCUAGAUCGAGGAAGGAUGUUGCUGCAGUUGUUUCUGUAUCAGAGGAUAUCGUGAACAAUUUAGCAAGGAAGGUGAAGAAGACAGGGACUGAGAUUUCAAAGAAAAGGGACAAGGGUUACAGUGAUAGCGAGAGUGAAAAGCAAAGUUAUGGAGAAGGAGUGGACAGUGAUACCUUUGAGGAGAGGUUCGUAAAGAUGACUGGGAAAUCCAUAAAACGAGGAAGAAACGAUUUACACUCGAAAAGUAAAAGACCGUCGUACUAUAAUGAUGCAAGACCAUCUUCUGGAUCAGAUUCACAUUAUCUAGAUGGAAGAUUGAGCAAAAAAAUAGGAAGAUGUACUUUGAAGGUGCGUAGUUCUGAGGAUAAAAAGAGUCCAGAAGCCAACGGGUUCAAUCCAUACUCUGGGAAAAGGACAUUGCUCUCUUGGUUGAUUGAUUGUGGAGUUGUCCAGGUAAGAGAAAAGGUGCAAUACAUGAACCAUCAAUGUACUAAGGUGAUGCUGGAGGGAUGGGUAACAAGAGCAGGGAUUCAUUGCGCCUGCUGCAGUAAAAUCCUCACAAUUUCAAGGUUUGAGAUCCAUGCUGGGAGCAAGUCAUGCCAGCCUUUCCAAAAUAUAUACCUGGAAUCUGGCAGUUCUCUUCUUCAUUGCCAGAUCAGAGCGUGGAAUAUGCAAAAAGGUGCUAAGAACCUUGGUUUUCAUCGCGUGGACGCCGACGGCGAUGAUCCACAUGAUGAUGCUUGUGGUAUCUGUGGCGAUGGCGGAGAUUUGCUUUGCUGUGAUGGUUGUCCAUCAACAUACCAUCAAGCCUGCCUAGGUAUAGAGGUGCUUCCUGUGGGGGACUGGCACUGUCCAAAUUGCACUUGCAAAUUUUGUGAUGCUGUGGUGCAUUCUGGUGGCGAAGAAGAAAAUCCUUCAUUACUUUCCUGCAACAUGUGUGAGAGAAAAUAUCACCAAUCAUGCAUGAAUGAACUGGAAGCUCAUAAUGUUCAGUCUUCAGCUUCUUCGUUUUGUGGACCUAAGUGCUUAGAGCUCUUCGAAAAGUUAAAGAAGUAUCUUGGUGUCAAACAUGAAAUAGAAGGCGGCUACUCAUGGUCUCUUAUACAUAGGGUGGAUACGGAUUCAAAAUUCAACUCUCAGUUGUCGGCACAAAGGAUUGAAAACAAUUCAAAACUAGCUGUUGGGCUGGCAAUCAUGGAUGAGUGUUUUUUGCCCAUUAUUGACCGGAGGAGUGGGAUCAAUUUAAUUCGUAAUGUCCUUUAUAAUUGUGGAUCCAAUUUCAACCGGAUUAAUUAUACUGGCUUCUACACUGCUAUCCUAGAGAGAGGAGAUGAAAUCAUAUGCGCGGCAUCUCUCAGGUUCCAUGGAAUGCAAUUGGCAGAGAUGCCAUUUAUUGGAACCAGACAUAUAUACAGGCGUCAAGGAAUGUGUCGUCGGCUUUUUGAUGCAAUUGAGUCGGCUAUGCGUUCUCUCAAGGUUGAGAAAUUGGUAAUCCCUGCCAUUCCAGACUUCUUGCAUGCGUGGACGGGUAACUUUGGAUUCAGUCCUCUUGAUGACUCAGUUAGGAAAGAGAUGAGGUCCCUCAACACGUUGGUAUUUCCUGGAAUAGACAUGUUACAGAAACCUCUCCUCCUCCAUGAAGAAAACAAAUCCAAAGUCGCAGCUGAAGAAGGUGAUUGUGUUGUUGUUGUACCUAAGGGUGCCAUGAAUUCAGAGAUAGAGCCGGAGAAGAAAUCUGAAUCUGCGUCUUUUGCUGAAACUUGUCUAAACUCCAACGGAUAUGUCGCUGAUGAUGAUGAUGUAGACUGCGUCAAGAAAACUCUUGUUUCUCAUGAGAAAAGCAGUCCUCCUAUAUGUAUAUCAGUUGAAACAUCCAAGCCUGAAGGUGAAGAAUCUGGGAUUAGCUCUUCUUCUUGUCAGUUUACAUUGAAGUCUUGCUCUACGCAACGUGGCAACAAUACAGGAUCAUCAUGCGAAGAUGUGAAUGUAGAAGCUGUUGCUAAGUUACUGUCUCUGGAAAUCGUACAAGCAUCCACUGAGGUUCAGAUUGAAGACAACCUCGCUUCAUCUAUUUCUGGUUUGGGAUCAUCAGAUAUGAGCUCUAUCUCCCAAGAAGACAAAAGUGAACAAAAGUUACCGAACAGAGAGGCCUUUACUUCAUGUAAAGACAACGACAGACUCGGUCCUGAUACUAAGUUGGCUGUAUCGAAAGCAGCAGAUGGUUUACUUUUGUGAGGGGGAAAAGAUGAAAAGACUGCAAUAUAUAUAUAUAUACUGUCUGGAUUUGUUCUCGGAGAAUUGAUGCUCAUUGAUUAUUCUUCAAAGGUUGAGAUUAGGUAAUGAGAGAUUCAAGUUUCACAUAUAAAAAGAUAUUCGUGAUGAAGAUAUAUGCUUGACGCCCUUAUUGCGUUAUGAUACUACAGAAUAAGGAGAAGCAUGUGUUCACUUUUAAGGCCUAAGUUUUUUCUCACAUUCAGAGUCCUGUUGUUGUUGUCUGUCUUUACUUUGUAUUUACUAUUAUUAACUCAAAUCCAGGGAUUUGCAACAUUGUAUUAUAUAUAACAUUCCAUUAGUAAUUUUUGGAGCAGUGUUUAGUUUUGCAUA
Molecule: messenger RNA, 4029 nt
Organism: Raphanus sativus (radish)
Lineage: Eukaryota; Viridiplantae; Streptophyta; Magnoliopsida; Brassicales; Brassicaceae
Product: increased DNA methylation 1
Exons: 7
Coding region: 388-3660 (1090 amino acids)
Biological process (GO): negative regulation of DNA-templated transcription
Molecular function (GO): transcription corepressor activity
Source: RefSeq, a predicted model, not a curated record